GGGGUACAUGCCCUUCAAGGGAAUCGAACCCAGGACGCUUCUGUCCACAGGCGGUCGCUCUAUCCACUGAGCCAAACAGGCCAGGGCAGCCAUAUGGACCUUUGUACUUGUUCUCUGCCUGAAACACUUGCAUUCCCUCCCUCCAUCACAUCACAUUUGCUUGAGGAACCCCGUGUAUGUUUCUGCUCUUACUAAACACUCCACAGUUUUCCUAUUAGUGUCCCUUUUGCAUGUGUCACUUCCUAAAAAAAAAAAGUCAUAUCCUUUGCAGUUGCUUGUUGACUGUUUUUUUCCAUACCCAGGGCCUGGAACUGUCCACCCUGCAGAUUUAUGCUUUCUAAUUACUACGCCCUAUCGAGAAAAGCUAAACCGUUUCAGGAUUACUUAGCAAAUUAGAAGAUGUGGAUCGGAAAGGAAUGGUAGAGGUGAAAUACGGAGUUGCUGGAACCAUAGCUUCUUGUUAAGGAUUUUUGUUUUCUUCCCUGGAAAUAUCGCUUGUAUUACCCUUCCUGCCUGUGACUAAGCUGUGUGGACCAGCGGGAGUCUGCCCCUCGAGAUAGACAGAUCCUGGUUUGCAUCCUGGCUCUGCCACUUCAAAGUUGCUUAACUGCUCUAAGCAUCAGUCGACUGAACUAUGAAGUGGGAAUCAUUAUGCCUCAGCAUGGAAGGACUGACCAGAAAUACUUAAUAAAAGUAUCCAUGGAUAACACUGAUGACUCAGUGGAUUCAAAGUCCAUCAAGAAUUCGGACAUAAAGCCCUUCCAUGGCAGCAAAUCCAUGGACUCUGGGAUAUCCUUGGACGAUACUUACAAGAUGGAUUAUCCUGAAAUGGGCUUAUGCAUCAUAAUCAAUAAUAAGAACUUUGAUAAAAGCACUGGAAUGGCAUCUCGGUCGGGUACAGAUGUUGAUGCAGCAAACCUCAGGGAAACAUUCACAAAAUUGAAAUACGAAGUCAGGAACAAAAAUGAUCUUACCCGCGAGGAAAUUGUGGAACUGAUGUGCAGCGUUUCUAAAGAAGAUCAUAGCAAAAGGAGCAGUUUUGUUUGCGUGCUUCUAAGCCAUGGUGACGAAGGAAUAAUUUUUGGAACAAAUGGACCUGUUGACCUGAGAAAAUUAACAAUUUUUUUCCGAGGGGAUUACUGUAGAAGUCUAGCUGGAAAGCCCAAACUUUUCAUUAUUCAGGCCUGCCGAGGAACAGAACUGGACUGCGGUAUUGAGACUGACAGCAAUAUUGAUGAUGACAUGGCAUGUCAGAAAAUACCAGUGGAGGCAGACUUCUUGUAUGCAUAUUCUACAGCACCUGGUUACUACUCCUGGCGAAAUUCAAAGGAUGGAUCCUGGUUCAUCCAGUCGCUUUGUGCGAUGCUGAAGCUGUACUCGCACAAGCUGGAGCUCAUGCACAUCCUCACUCGGGUUAACCGGAAGGUAGCCACAGAAUUUGAGUCCUUCUCCUUUGACUCUACUUUUCACGCAAAGAAACAGAUUCCAUGCAUUGUGUCUAUGCUCACAAAAGAACUGUAUUUUUAUCACUAAAGAAAUGUAUGAUUUUUCCUUUUUAAUUUGUUUCCCAAGUGAGG
Molecule: messenger RNA, 1577 nt
Organism: Myotis lucifugus (little brown bat)
Lineage: Eukaryota; Metazoa; Chordata; Mammalia; Chiroptera; Vespertilionidae
Gene: CASP3
Product: caspase 3
Exons: 8
Coding region: 652-1533 (293 amino acids)
Biological process (GO): erythrocyte differentiation; apoptotic process; proteolysis
Cellular component (GO): cytoplasm
Source: RefSeq, a predicted model, not a curated record